AAUCACAAAACAAUUUCAACCUUCAAACGGUGUGUACUGUGUGAUCAACCCACAACAAAAACGGAUUAAUUAGUUAAAUUAAUUAACAAGAAAUCUAAUAAUCAAAACAAAAUGUGUUCAAAAUUCGUUUGUGCCGUACUCAUCGCGUCCUACGCCUGCAUCGCUGCCGCUCUACCCUCACUGCAACAGCUGGAUAACAGCGAAAAGGACGUCAUUGGUUUGAUCAAUAGAAUCGACAGUGCCGACUCUCUCCCACUCUUCGGUGGUCUGCGUGUAGAACGCUCGGAAACUGGUCGCUCAUUCGGUGCCUCCGUCAAGGGUGUUGAAUCGGUUGAUGAACGCGUCGAACGUUAUCUAGCUACACACGAAUUGAACUUCGGUCUGCCCGGCGAUGAGGAUGAGGAAGCCGAAAACGAAUACGCCGGCCGUGCCAUGGAGGAAUCCCGCAGCAAGAAAAUGAAGAAGAUGCUUUUACCUCUGCUCCUGAUCUUGAAGUUGAAGAAGGCUGUGCUCUGCAAGAUUGCUUUCAGCAUCGUCAAAUUUAUCUCCCUCAAGAGUUUGGCCAUCUCUAUUUUGGCUCUGAUCCUUGCUGGCGCCACUUUCUUCAAGGACUUGUUGGGCAAGAAGAAGGAACACAUUACCACCGCUUACAUCACUGGCAGCCCAUUGAACGCUGAGAUCGUGCACUCCGACUGGAACCGCAAUGGUCAAGCUGCUGCCUCUGACUUGGCCUACAACCAAUAUGGCUUGGCUCAACCCUUCUAAAUGGCUAUAACAGCACAACUGAAUCGACAACGGCACAACCCGCCGCUAGACUACUUUUAACUAGAUUUACACAUCUCCUCCUCCUCUUCCUCUUCCUAUCCCUAUCCUAUUAUUGAAUACUAUGAAAGUUGAUCAUUUUUCAUAUUUCCAUAUUUUUCUAUUGAUCAACAUAAGAAUGACUAAAUUUUAGUUAAUUUAUAAAACUUUAUAUUUAUAAAUAUUUAUUUGUAGUCGAGUACUUAGUUUUUAGUUAGUGAAAACUAUGCGAUACCAAAAACAAAACAAAUGAAAAGCAAAAGCAAAUGCAAAAAUGCAAAACUGAAAAAUUCACAAAAAAAUAAUA
Messenger RNA from Bactrocera latifrons, 1108 nucleotides. RefSeq lists its product as uncharacterized. The transcript has 3 exons. NCBI's taxonomy places the organism in Eukaryota, Metazoa, Arthropoda, Insecta, Diptera, Tephritidae. Bases 112 to 765 code for a protein of 217 amino acids. The record is from RefSeq and is a predicted model, not a curated record.